Messenger RNA from Cucurbita pepo subsp. pepo (vegetable marrow), 537 nucleotides. RefSeq lists its product as uncharacterized. The record is from RefSeq and is a predicted model, not a curated record. NCBI's taxonomy places the organism in Eukaryota, Viridiplantae, Streptophyta, Magnoliopsida, Cucurbitales, Cucurbitaceae.
CUUGCAACAGAAGGCCGUGAGUCAGAUUUCAGAAACCGAAGCACAGGAAGGUAGGAAUUAUGGCGGAUUGGGGCCCAGUUUUCGUGGCUGUGGUUCUGUUUCUUCUACUAUCUCCCGGCCUUCUGUUUCAAGUUCCCGGCCACCAUCAUUUCAUCCAGUUCGGCAACUUCCAAACCAGCGGCGCCUCCAUUUUCAUCCAUUCCCUCAUCUUCUUCGCCCUAAUUUGCCUCUUCACCUUCGUCCUUCAACUUCACAUCUACCUCUAAUCCUCCCUAAUCGCAAUCGCAAUCGCAAUCGGAUCGCGAUUCUUCGAAAUUCCAGGUAUAUAUUCUCUGUUUCUUCGUUUGAUUCUGCUUGUGUUUCUUACUGCUCUGUCUGCAACUCAUCUUCGAAAUCUCGAGAUCGAUUUCAUGUUGCUUUUCUGUUUAACGGAUUCGGCGAAGCCAUAUUGUUGUAAUUUGUGUUAGUUUGAAUGAUUUCAGUAUUCACAGUCAAUUGAUUCCUAAUCCAUGUGAUAUAUUCCAGAUUUUGGAUUCA